Acaulospora morrowiae is the source of this 144-nucleotide messenger RNA. NCBI's taxonomy places the organism in Eukaryota, Fungi, Glomeromycota, Glomeromycetes, Diversisporales, Acaulosporaceae. The record is from the annotation of a GenBank genome assembly.
AUGGAGAGGAGGGUGGAGUCAGGUGACUUAAAAGAUAGGGUAAUAGAUCAGGACUUUAUCAAAGGAAAGGGGUUGGCAGAAAAUUCCACUUGGAGCCAAUGCCAGAAGGUCAAGAAGGUAGUAAUUGGUUCUUCAGGAGGAUAG